Penicillium canescens is the source of this 798-nucleotide messenger RNA. RefSeq names its product copper homeostasis protein CutC. The record is from RefSeq and is a predicted model, not a curated record. The transcript is spliced from 2 exons. Gene Ontology annotation, molecular function: copper ion binding. NCBI's taxonomy places the organism in Eukaryota, Fungi, Ascomycota, Eurotiomycetes, Eurotiales, Aspergillaceae. Bases 1 to 798 code for a protein of 265 amino acids.
AUGAGUCCACGAAGCUCAUAUAGCCACCUGGAAAUUGCCUGUUUCAACUACGAAUCGGCGUUGGCUGCUGCGGAUGGCGGCGCAGAUCGCAUCGAACUAUGCAAAGAUUACAAUUCUGGUGGCCUGUCACCUAACACUACAACCCUCGAAAAAAUCAAGUCUCAAAUAAAAAUUCCCGUUUACGCGAUGAUUCGGCCACACGCGGAAGAUUUCUUUUAUAAAGAAUCCGAGUUUGCGAUAAUGAAGAUAACACUGGAUAAUUUAAAAGUCCACGGAGCUGACGGAUUCGUCUUCGGGAUUUUGAACCGAUUUCCUCACAACGCUUGCGAUGGAGCGGAACAUUGGAUUGAUGUGUCCAGAAAUAAAGAGCUUGUACGAUUAGCUGAAGGUCGCCCUUGCACAUUUCAUCGCGCGUUUGAUGUUAUCCCCGAACUUCACUGGCCGACCGCUUUGGCGGACAUCAUAGAUUGUGGGUUUGCAUCGAUCCUAACGAAUGGAGGCCCAUCGGGAAUCAAAGCAGCUGAGUGCGCUGAUAAGUUAGCAAAUCUGGUGGCCUGGAAUUAUCCAAAGGGGAAAGGCAGCGCCCAACAACACAACCGUGCUCCAGAAAUUAUUGUUGGUGGUGGAGUGAGAUCGUCGAAUAUCCACAUGCUUCAUAGGGUGACAGGUGCUUCGGCGUUUCACUCUGCCGCCCUUUUGGGCUCGAACGAAUUCGUCUCUAAGGAUGAGGUGCAAAAGAUGAAAGCCGUAAUAACACCGGGCGGAAGCUCAUUGAAAGGAGAAUCCAUAGACAGAUAG